AUGAUCACAGUUCUGUCUAUAACCUUGAACGUUGAUAUUUCAAGACAACUUUUCAGCCUACCCCUACUAUCUUCUUCAGGUUUAUCAUCCGAAUGGAAAGAUUGUGAUACAUUCUUUUUUCUUUUUUUAACAGUACAAAUUGCUUAUUUUGUUCUCUUAACGUAUAAUUUAUCUUUCUCCUUUUCUUUCCGCGUCACUCUCUCUCCUUCCAUUCUCUCUUUCUCUCUCUCCUUCCAUUCUCUCUCUCUCUCUCUCCUUCCAUUCUCUCUCUCUCUCCUUCCAUUCUCUCUCUCUCUCCUUCCAUUCUCUCUCUCUCUCCUUCCAUGCUCUCUCCUUUCUCUCCAUCUCUCCUUUCUCUCCAUCUCUCCUUUCUCUCUAUCUCUCCAUCUCUCUUGUUUUCUCUCCUUUCUCUCUCUCUCUCUUGUUUUCUCUCCUUUCUCUCUCUCUCUUGUUUUCUCUCCUUUCUCUCUCUCUCUUGUUUUCUCUCUUUUUUCUCCUUGUUUUUUUUCUCUCUCUUCUUUUUUCUCUCCUUUUUCUCUCACUUGUUUUCUCUCCUUUUUCUCUCUCUCUCUCUCUCUCUCUCUUGUUUUCUCUCCUUUCUCUCUCUCUCUCUCUCUCUCUCUCUGCCUUUUUCAGGGACAUACUGCUGGGGAGGCGGAGUUGCCGACUUGGCUCCCCUCCUCACUAUCUUAG
This is a messenger RNA of Acanthosepion pharaonis, 693 nucleotides long. Lineage: Eukaryota; Metazoa; Mollusca; Cephalopoda; Sepiida; Sepiidae. The record is from the annotation of a GenBank genome assembly.